GUGGGACCGUGGGAGUAAGAAAAACAAAACUUCUUCAUAAAUGCAGCCAAAAGAGAGAGUGGUCAAUAAAUAUAUCUCUUCUGUAUCCAAAAAAGUCUAACCCACAACAUGAUUUGUUGUCAAAUGAAUGGAUGAAAAGUCAAAAAGCUCAAAAAAAUCUGUGAGUCUGAAAAUGACCUUUAAAACGGGCAAUUCCCUUGCUCUAAAGCUCACUUUGUGAAACUCAAAUAUUGCAAAGUAAGAAAGCCUGAAUUAGCAGCGAUACCUGGAAGAAAUGGCUGGUUUUGUUGCCAUUUUGCUUCUAUUUCACUUCCUGUUCGUCUCACAACUUUCCUAUGCACUUCCCUUGUGUACUGACUUGAGAGCACCACAAAAAACAAAAACCCCUCUGAAAUUCUGUUCAUACAAUGGAGCUACAUGCUGUGACUCUACUAAAGACCUUCAACUGCAGAAACAAUUUCAAGCUAUGAACGUCUCUGAUUCUACCUGUGCUUCCCUUCUGAAAUCAAUUCUCUGUGCAACGUGUGAUCCCUAUGCAGCAGACCUUUUCGAGGUUAAGACAGGGAAACAGCAGCAACAACCAGUUCCGCGUCUUUGCAAUUCAACCGAGUCAGGAACCUCAUCAAAAGAAUCAAUUACUAGUUUCUGUUCAACUGUAUGGAACACAUGCAAGGAUAUUGCCAUUCCAAAUUCGCCUUUUGAGCCUUCCUUGAAAGGUGGAGCUCGAGAACCUGCACCAAUUACUUCCAAUUCUCCGACACUUCAUGACCUUUGGAAGUCAGAAAAUACAUUCUGCAAUGUUUUUGGCAGUUCUUCAGAUGAUGAUGCUGUGUGCUUUGAUGGCAAACCCAUCAAGUUACACACCAAUACUUCAGAUACUGAUGUUCCUCCAAAAGGACUCUGUUUAGAGAAGAUAAGCAGUGUUAGCUACAUCAAUAUGGCUCCUCAUCCUGAUGGGUCUAACCGCGCCUUCUUUUCUAAUCUGCCUGGAAAAAUCUGGCUGGGGACCAUUCCUGAGCAAGAUUCUGGAGAAAAACUAAGCUUGGAUGAAUCAGACCCGUUUGUGGACUUAACCGAUAAAGUCCUGUUCGAUACCGUGUUUGGAAUGCUUGGAAUUGCAUUCCACCCGGACUUUGCUAAGAAUGGGCGCUUCUUCGCUUCCUACAACUGCGAUGCAAAAAAAUCUCCUGAAUGUGCUGGAAGGUGUGCUUGUAACUCUGAUGUUGAUUGUGAUCCAUCUAAGUUCAACACUACAGGUACUUCUAUACCUUGUCAAUAUCAAAGCAUAAUUGCAGAAUUCACAGCUAAUGGAUCAAACCCUUCAUCGAUGGAAAGUGGCCAACCAACAGAAGUAAGACGGGUCUUCACAAUGGGUUUACCAUAUACAAACAAUCAUGGAGGCCAGAUUCUAUUUGGACCUGAUGGGUAUUUAUAUGUCAUGAUGGGAGAUGGUGGAGGAAGAAAUGAUCCUCAUCACUUCUCCCAGAACAAGAAAUCCAUUCUGGGGAAGGUUUUAAGGCUUGAUGUAGAUAGUAUUCCAAAUUAUAAUGAUAUUGAUAAACUCGGUCUAUGGGGUAACUAUUCUGUACCUCGGGACAAUCCUUACUCGGAGGACAAGGAUAUGGCACCAGAAAUUUGGGCUAUGGGGUUCAGGAAUCCUUGGCGGUGUAGCUUUGAUGCAGAUCGGCCUACAUACUUCAUGUGUGCAGAUGUUGGUCAGGAUUUAUAUGAAGAGGUUGAUGUAGUCACCAAAGGUGGAAAUUAUGGCUGGGGUGUAUAUGAAGGCCCAAUUCCCUGUACUUCUGGAAAUGGAGCACAUAAUUCAUCAGCAACCCCAAAUCUAAUCUUCCCAGUAGCAGGUUACACUCAUUCUGAAAUCAACAAGAAAAUUGGAUCAGCAGCAAUAUCUGGCGGGUAUUUCUAUCGCUCUGAGACUGAUCCAUGCAUGUCUGGCAGAUACUUGUAUGGGGAUCUUUAUGCAAGCAACAUAUGGGCAGCUACUGAGGAACCCCAAAAUAGUGGAAACUUUAGCACAGCGGCAAUGCCUUUCAGCUGUGGUAAAGACUCACCAAUUCAGUGUGAUCCUGUCCCUAAAUCUACACUACCAGCUCUGGGAUACAUAUAUUCAUUUGCCCAGGAUAACAGGAAAGACGUCUUCAUUCUAGCCAGCAGUGGUGUUUACAGAGUAGUACGCCCAAGCCGCUGCAACUACGCUUGCUCAAAAGAGAUCGUGAGGCCUGCCACUGCAAGUCCAAGUCCAUCUCCCCCUACAAAUGGAGCUCAAUCUAUGACAUCUAACGGAGAAUGGCUCUUAUUGCUUCUUUCUUUUCUGAUUUUGGUGGGUUUGUAUAAUUGACACAAAUAAUGCAGCUAUUAACAUUGGCAGUUUAUUUCAGUUUCAAUUAGAUGUAUACAUAGUUAAAUAAAUUAUGAUGUUCUUUUAAUUAAAUAAAUUAUGAUGUUCUUUGUAACUUAAAUAGAUUGAAAAUAUUUUGAUAG
Messenger RNA from Amaranthus tricolor (Joseph's coat), 2499 nucleotides. Its product is annotated as HIPL1 protein-like. The transcript is spliced from 7 exons. The coding region runs from base 275 to 2356 and encodes 693 amino acids. Lineage: Eukaryota; Viridiplantae; Streptophyta; Magnoliopsida; Caryophyllales; Amaranthaceae. The record is from RefSeq and is a predicted model, not a curated record.